CAGUCAGGCAGCCACCUUGCUGUGCGCUGCGGCUGGCAGGGGCUUGCUGCCAGACUGGGGGUGGAUGUGCCAAGAUGCCGUGGAGGUUUGCUGGGGCUGUGGCGUGGGCAGCAUUUCCGUCCAUUACUUGGGUGUACCUGUGCCACACCAUCUCCUAAUGCUCCAAGGGCUGGCCUGGAUGCAGGAGGGUUUGAGCUGUAAAAGUUAAUUCAGCAAAGCCAGGUAUUGCAGGCUGUGCACAAAGACCUGUCCUGGCACAGGCCGGGUGCCUGUGUGUGUGAUGCAGGGGAUUCAGAUGGCACAGGGCAGACAGGAGCCACCGCCUGGGAUAAACCUCAGGGAGUGCUUGGAGAGCACUUAGGAAACUUGGAGAGCAAAGGGAAGCUUCACACCUGUUAACACCUGCACAUAUCUCCCCGGUCUGUCCUGCUGCGAGGGAAGUUCAGCCUUUCCCACCUUCCUCCCUGUAGAUGAGAAGUAAGGGAGCCUUAGUGAAGAUACUGGAGAGGAAACUCCUCAACAGCAGAUCUGGUGGUACAGGGGCAGUUUUUGUGGGGAGCUGUCUGAGCCAAUGCAGAGCAGAGGGGGGAGAUGUCAGAGCAAGGGGUGUAGCUCAUUUGACCUGGAUCUUCAGGUAUACUUGAUCUUCACUGAGAGGGGUGGGGGUAUGCCUUAGCUGCCCACUUGAGCUGCCUUUUAGCCCUCAGGAUUUAAGAAAUAACCGUAGUAAUUGCUCCAUAAUGUUCUAAAACCUGGCUUUGGCUGGCAGCCUCGCUUGGCACCCUUCAUAUAACCUGAUCUUUUAAACAAACCUGCAAAUGUCACAAGUGAGCACAUGAAGCAAGGCUGGCUGUCCCCUUGCUUGCUCUGCAGAGCCCACGGUAAGCUGAAAGCUGCAAAAUAAGCCUGGAAGUGGGCAAAAACCCCAGUCCAUCUUGGCUCCUGGAAAGAGGGGGCUGCUGAGCUGUCAUGGGGAACACCACCAGCGAGCGGGUGUCUGGGGAGCGCCAUGGCUCCAAGUCCCACCGCUCGGACGGCUCCGGUGCCUCCCACCCCGCCAAGGAGCACCCGCACAAGAUCAUGGUGGGCAGCACCGAUGACCCCAGCGUUUUCAGCUCCCACGACUCCAAGAUUCCUGGGGACAAGGAGUUUGUGUCGUGGCAGCCAGAUCUGGAGGAGUCAGUGAAACCAUCCCAACAGGCUCGUCCGACUGUCAUACGCUGGGCUGAUGGAGGCAAGGAGGUCUUCAUCUCUGGAUCCUUCAACAACUGGAGCACCAAGAUCCCACUCAUCAAGAGCCACAAUGACUUCGUUGCUAUCCUGGACCUUCCAGAAGGAGAGCACCAGUACAAAUUUUUUGUGGAUGGCCAGUGGGUCCAUGAUCCAUCUGAGCCUGUGGUUACCAGCCAGAUGGGGACGAUAAACAACCUGAUCCACGUCAAGAAGUCUGACUUCGAGGUGUUUGAUGCAUUGAAGGUGGAUUCCCUGGAGAGCUCAGAAACCUCAGGUCGGGAUUUAUCCAGCUCCCCACCGGGACCUUAUGGCCAGGAGAUGUACGUAUACCGGCCCGAGGAGCGCUUCAAAUCCCCACCCAUCCUCCCGCCUCACCUCCUCCAGGUCAUCCUCAACAAGGACACCAACAUCUCGUGUGACCCAGCGCUGCUGCCCGAGCCCAACCACGUCAUGCUCAAUCACCUCUACGCGCUCUCCAUCAAGGAUGGCGUGAUGGUGCUCAGUGCCACGCACCGCUACAAGAAGAAGUACGUCACCACGCUGCUGUACAAGCCCAUCUGAGCUGGGGCCUCACACGCUCCCCACGCAGGACACGAAAUGCCGCUUGUCUGCACACACUGGGCCACGGGACUGUGUGACAACUGGCCACUGGCUCCAGCCUCCAGCCUGGCAGGGACACGGGCCCCAGCAACAAGCUCAGGGCCACUGGGGCCUGUGACGCUGUCCCAUCCUACCGGCGUGGUUCAGCCCUUGGUUUCCACCCACCUGCAGCUUCCCUUGGCUUCUCUGAGUCUCUGGGACCACUUUGCUGCUCACCAGAACAGCCCUUCCUCACGCCCAACACGAAAAGGGCUUCACCCUGCCUGUCUUCUCCAGCCUGUGAGGGCCUCAAGGUGGUCCUGGCACUGCACCCAGUCCAGGCUCCAGGAGCACAUCCUGUUCUUCUGAAGGUUGUGCUGCUGCCCUGGUGCUGAAUCUCCAAGGCCAUCUUGUCUGCUAGGGGCUCUGUGACACUCCAGCCUGACACCUGCCCCCUGUUCCACAGCCCUGGCUGUGGGGCUGCCCCCCAGCUUUUUUUGAACCUCUGCGAGGUUCAGCAUCGAGCCAGCAUGAUGGACGGUACAGCUGAACACAGCCACUCUUACCUGCUGCUGUGAGAGCACCAUCAAGGACUGCAACACCCUGUCCCCAAUAUCAGCUGCUUCUGUGGGACAGGGCUGACUUUGUCACAGCCACAGGGCCACUGGCACGUGCCCGUGCUGGAGGGGCCUGGGAAGAGCAGAGCCGGGCAGGCACUCCAGGACCCUGGCUGCACCGCCUGCUGCCGCAGCAGUGCCGUGGGACAGGGGGUUCUCUAUUUAUUACAGUAUUUAUUGUU
Molecule: messenger RNA, 2611 nt
Organism: Vidua macroura (Pin-tailed whydah)
Lineage: Eukaryota; Metazoa; Chordata; Aves; Passeriformes; Viduidae
Gene: PRKAB2
Product: protein kinase AMP-activated non-catalytic subunit beta 2
Exons: 8
Coding region: 970-1794 (274 amino acids)
Biological process (GO): signal transduction
Cellular component (GO): nucleotide-activated protein kinase complex; nucleus; cytoplasm
Molecular function (GO): protein kinase binding
Source: RefSeq, a predicted model, not a curated record